Molecule: messenger RNA, 1050 nt
Organism: Aspergillus bombycis
Lineage: Eukaryota; Fungi; Ascomycota; Eurotiomycetes; Eurotiales; Aspergillaceae
Product: zinc-binding alcohol dehydrogenase family protein
Exons: 1
Coding region: 1-1050 (349 amino acids)
Molecular function (GO): oxidoreductase activity, acting on NAD(P)H
Source: RefSeq, a predicted model, not a curated record
AUGAAGAACAUCGCUCUUUAUGCUGACGAAACUGGCGAGCUCGGUGUUCGCCGAGAUAUACCAAUCCCCCGGCCUAGCGAAGGCGAAAUGCUGAUCGAAGUCCUCUUUACUGGUGUGAAUCGUUCCGAUAUCACCACAGUAAAGCUCCUGGGCUCUCGAUCUCGGGUCCUUGGCAACGACUUCUGUGGACGUGUUCUCGAUGUUUCGAAGCUGGCGGACACUGCCUUCAAACCUGGUGAUAUAGUAGCCGGGUACACAAUCGCGAAUUAUGAUCGGCCUCUCCGAUACGGGUCUCACCAAUCGUAUAUCUCCAUCCCACCAGCGGGGGUCUUUACAGUCCCAGAACACAUCCCUGCUGCUGAUGCUGCGGGUCUUAUGACUGUCGUUCAGACUGCGAACGAUGCCCUCUUGAAUCUGCACUUGCCUCUGCCAUCAAUGGCCCAUGGACCAACGGAAGGAAUCUUGGUAAUCACAGGUGGCGCUACUACGGUUGGUAUCGCGGCGAUCCAGCUUGCACGUAGCAGCGGAAUCAAGUCUAUUAUAGUCACCGCUUCACCAGGGCGCCAUGAGCUGCUUGAAACCCUAGGUGCAACUCGCUGUUUUGACUACAGGAAGGAUGGUGUUGUACAGGACAUCAAGGCGGCUGUACAGGAAGCUGGCGCUGGACCGGUAUUCGGUUUCGAUGCAGCCGGUACACCUGAGUCUGCAAAGCUACUCUUGGACGCCUUGGCAGACCGCGACGAUAUUCAUCUAGCAUCGGUCUCUCCCUGGGCUGGAGACCGCUUCGAAGCCGUCCUGGGUGGUCGUGAUUACGACGUGAUUUUUCAUCCGCCGGGUGCACCUGAGCCAUUCGUCAGUCCUGCGAGACCAGCUGAAGCGGCAAAAAUGUGGGACAGCCUCAUGUGGGUACUGCAGCACUAUGGAAAGGAAUUUAGGCUGCCGGUUAUUGAGGUCUUUGAAGGAACUGCAGAGGACGCGCUGGGGGAGAUACAGAAAGUAGCAGAUCAGGGAAAGUUUGGAAAGCUUGUAUUGAAACAUCCCCUGCUAUGA